Colletotrichum godetiae is the source of this 1599-nucleotide messenger RNA. Its product is annotated as major facilitator superfamily transporter. Gene Ontology annotation, cellular component: plasma membrane. Gene Ontology annotation, molecular function: transmembrane transporter activity. Gene Ontology annotation, biological process: transmembrane transport. The record is from RefSeq and is a predicted model, not a curated record. Lineage: Eukaryota; Fungi; Ascomycota; Sordariomycetes; Glomerellales; Glomerellaceae. The transcript has 2 exons. Bases 1 to 1599 code for a protein of 532 amino acids.
AUGGGCGAUGCCUUUGCAACCAAGACGAACGAGAAGGCAGAGGGAACAAAGUCAGAGCAACAUGGCGAUACUCUCAGCACCCUAGAGCCAGUCAUCACUGCCGCUUCCCAUGAGCCACCUGAAAUGAGCCCGAUUCGUCGCCGCGCUGUUAUGUGUGCACUCUGCCUGACUCUCUUGCUCAGCGCGCUAGACAUAACAAUCAUCGCAACUGCCCUUCCAACAAUCGCAUCAACUCUGCAAGCCACGGCCUCAGAGUACGCCUGGGUGGGUAGCGCGUACACGUUGUCGAGCACAGCCUCUACACCGGUGUGGGCAAAGAUGUCGGAUAUCUUUGGUCGGAAACCUACUAUCAUGACCGCGGCGGCGACGUUCAUGGCUGGAAGUCUGAUCGCAGCCCUGGCUGGGAACAUUGAAGUUCUCAUUGCUGGGAGGACUGUGCAGGGGCUUGGGGGAGGUGGUUCGCUGGUUCUGGUCACGAUUGUGAUUGGCGAUAUCUUCAAAUUAGAGGAUCGGGCCAAGUAUUAUGGCAUGACUGGCAUUGUGUAUGGGAUCGCAAGUGCGGUUGGUCCGGUCCUUGGUGGUGUCUUUACCCAGACAAUUGGAUGGAGAUGGUGCUUCUUUAUCAACUUACCAUUCGAUGGCAUUGCCUUGGUGGUUUUGUUCUUCACCCUCAAGGUUGAAACCCCAAAAGAGCCCUUGGUCGCCGGCCUUCGAGAUCUCGACUGGAUCGGGUUUCUUCUCAUCAUAGGUGGCACAAUCUGCUUCCUCUACGGCCUCGAAACAGGUGCCGGUGGCAUCGUACCCUGGAGGUCUGCUCUGGUGAUCUGCCUCAUCCUCUUCGGGAUCGUUAUCCUCGCGCUCUUCGUUGUAUGGGAGGCUCGCUUCGCCAAGAGCCCCGUAAUUCCAUUCCGAAUCUUCCAACAGGUCACCAAUAUUGCCUCUUUCACCCUUGCUUGCAUCCACAGUUUCGUCUUCAUAUCGUACGACUACUUCCUGCCGCUCUACUUCCAAGUUGUACUCGGCUUCCAACCGAUCAUUGCCGGAAUCACACUGUUUCCUCUGCUUAUCCCGCUUACGGUCAUGACAAUGCUCGGAGGGCUAUACACCCGGAAGACUGGCAACUACAUCAUUCCCAUCUUCUUCGGCUCAGCACUCACGACUCUCGGAAACGGACUUUUCAUCAGCUUUGGCCUCAGCACGCAGUGGGCUAAGAUUGUUGUUUUCCAGAUGAUCACCGGUUUUGGAGCCGGCGUGCUUUUCCAAAGUCCGAUGAUCUCGAUUCAGACCCACAUGAAGCAGGCUGAUACGGCGGCAGCCAUGUCAGCUUUUACUUUCUUGAGGUCUCUCUUCUCAUCGAUGUCGAUUGUUAUUGGAACCGUGCUGUUGCAGCAUAAUCUCGGUGGUGGAGAGCUGACGGCGGAAAAGCUUGGCUCUGAAGAAGGGAGUGAUAGGACGCCUGGGACAAGUCAGUCGAGCUACAUGUCUGCGCUGCGUGUGAUGUGGGCAUUCUUUACUGGUGUUUCCGGAUGUAUGCUUCUGGCUGCGAUUUUCAUCAAGCCGAAGCCAAAAAAGUCGGCUCUACAGGACACAAGCAGAUAA